Molecule: messenger RNA, 1083 nt
Organism: Morone saxatilis (striped sea-bass)
Lineage: Eukaryota; Metazoa; Chordata; Actinopteri; Moronidae
Product: junctional sarcoplasmic reticulum protein 1
Exons: 5
Coding region: 24-734 (236 amino acids)
Source: RefSeq, a predicted model, not a curated record
UCAUUAAUCUGUCUGUUUCAGAAAUGUACGCCACGAGGAAAGUCAGAGAGGAAAUGCCUCCAGUUUCACAGCAACCAAGAGUAGAACUCCGGACUUCACCCCGGGAAGCCAGCUUCCCCAGAACAACGCCCUUGCGCAAAGCAAUGUCCAUCCAAAACCUGAGCCAGAUUGAAACGCCGUGGGAAAAUGUCACCCUGAACCGCUGUCUGUUUGUGGCCAUUACCAUCCUGGUGCUCACCUCAGGCUUUCAGAGGCUUCAUGAAACUCUGCGUGGCCAGGGGCCAGCGGAGGAGGAACUUGGACUGACAGUGAGACGGUCGGGCUCAUUACGACACAGAAGACAACCACCAGAGCCCGAGACAACUCUAUGGGAAGUCAUGUUCUGGUGGCUGCCAGACCUUGAUGAUGAAGAGGAUGAGGAGGAAGAGGAUGAUGAAGAGGGCAAAGGAAGAAAGUCAAAGAGCAGAGCAACAGCACGGGCAACAAGAGGUCUCAGAAACAAGCCACUGCCAGUCAAAAAACUCAUGAAGCCAAGAGAAGGGAAAUUAAAAGACAGGAGAGCCAAAAAAGAAAGGGAUGAAGAAAUCAAAGACAAGAAAGAGAGAGAUAAAACAGAAGAACCCAAAGAAGCAGCAGGUGAUGAAGAUGAGGAUGAAGUAAAGGAGGAAGCUGUGCCCAAGAAGAAGAAAAAGUUGGAGGAACCGAAAGAGAAGAAAAAGAUUCAAAAGGGAUGAGUUGCUUCUUUCUACUGACAAACAAAUUCUGUUUUCUAAAAGAAUUCCACCUGAAUACAUUUUUAUCAAAUAUAAAAUGUAUUAAAAGGUGGUAUGAAUUCAAACAAUGUUGUCAAAUACCACUGAGACUCAAAAUUAAUGUGUUUCGAGUUGACCAUACACAAUGAAUGUCAAUGUCAACUUUUUGUUGCUUUGCUAAACAGAUGUGAUUGUGUAAUGGAGCUUUGAGUUACCUGUAAAGACAUCUGCAUUUUCAUUGAUUUUAUUGACCUGUCUGCUUUUUGUUCUCCAUGUUUGAUUCCCUUUGUUGGAAGAUCUACAACAUAUUUAAUAAAUCUCUUAUGAAUCA